Messenger RNA from Seminavis robusta, 588 nucleotides. The record is from the annotation of a GenBank genome assembly. Lineage: Eukaryota; Bacillariophyta; Bacillariophyceae; Naviculales; Naviculaceae.
AUGAUCCCAACUCGGGUCUUGCUGGAAUCGGAGAGAAGAAUCCUUUCAUUUCGCAUUCUUCGGGCUGGACUGUUCGACUGUGACUACAUGCUUCACCUCAAUAAUGCAGCAUACUUGACCCAUAGCGAAUAUGCUCGAUGGGAACUGUGCGCCUACAAUGGGCUUAUGGAAUCGAUGUAUAAAGAUAAGGUGAAUUUUGUCGUGGGUGGUACCGCCAUUCGCUAUCGCCGUGAAAUCCGUCCAGUCUUUCGUCAGUUUGAAGUCCACACCUUCGUGGCCCAUGUGGAUGAGCGCCAUUUUUGGAUCUAUCACACCUUCAGGUACCCCCCUGGGGGUUCAGAUCCAGGCCGCAUACGUUGCCAAAUGGUUUGUCAAGGGCUCGCCAUCCAAGGUAGAACUGUGAUGGAUCCCAGAAAGUACUUGGUAGAGAAUGUGGGUAUUGAUGCGGAGCUCAUUGACGAGCUAUUACAAGCCGAAUCCAGCAACACUACAAUGCAUGAUUUGAUGGACAAGUACUUGGCAAUGGACGAAAAGUUCAAGGAAGCAUCAGCGAAGGAUGACGAAUGGAUCGCAAAGAAAAAUGAAUAA